CAGCCAGGGGCCACUCGGAACGCAAGGCUCGGUCGGUGCCGCGGGAGGGCGCAGGGCGCACGCCAGCUGGGGAGGGGGCUCGGGCUUGAGGCGGAGUCCGGGCGCGACGCCAGGCUGGUGGCCCCCCUUCCCCCUUCCCCGGCGGGCUGCAGAUUCCCUCCGGCUCCCGCGAGCCGCAAGACCGGCCAGGAGGCGCCAUGGAGGGGAGCCCCAUCCCGGUGCUGACGGUGCCCACAGCGCCUUAUGAGGACCAGCGGCCGGCAGGCGGCGGGGGGCUUCGGCGCCCCACCGGCCUCUUUGAGGGUCAGCGCAACUACCUGCCCAACUUCAUCCAGAGCGUGCUGUCAUCCAUCGAUCUGCGCGACCGCCAGGGCUGCACCAUGGUGGUGGGCAGCGACGGCAGGUACUUCAGCAGGACCGCCACGGAGAUCGUGGUGCAGAUGGCUGCGGCCAACGGGAUUGGACGACUGAUUAUUGGACAGAAUGGCAUCUUGUCGACACCUGCAGUUUCCUGCAUUAUCAGAAAGAUCAAGGCAGCUGGUGGAAUCAUCCUGACAGCCAGCCACUGCCCUGGAGGACCAGGGGGAGAGUUUGGAGUGAAGUUUAAUGUUGCCAAUGGAGGUCCUGCACCAGAUGUCGUCUCUGACAAAAUUUAUCAAAUCAGCAAAACCAUCGAGGAAUAUGCCAUAUGUCCGGAUCUCCGAAUUGACCUGUCUCGACUAGGAAGACAAGAAUUUGACCUGGAGAACAAAUUCAAACCAUUUAGAGUGGAGAUAGUGGAUCCAGUGGAUAUCUAUCUCAACCUCCUUCGGAACAUUUUUGACUUUAAUGCCAUCAAGAGUUUGCUGACAGGGCCCAGUCAACUGAAGAUCCGAGUUGAUGCAAUGCAUGGAGUUAUGGGACCCUAUGUGAGAAAAGUCUUGUGUGAUGAAUUGGGUGCUCCAGCAAAUUCUGCAAUAAACUGUGUUCCCCUGGAAGACUUUGGGGGACAGCAUCCUGACCCAAACCUGACUUAUGCAACGACCCUUCUGGAAGCCAUGAAAGGAGGAGAAUAUGGGUUUGGAGCUGCAUUUGAUGCUGAUGGAGACCGUUAUAUGAUCUUAGGCCAAAAUGGCUUCUUUGUGAGCCCUUCCGACUCCUUGGCCAUUAUUGCUGCCAACCUCCCUUGCAUUCCAUAUUUCCGUCAGAUGGGGGUACGAGGGUUUGGGAGGAGUAUGCCUACCAGCACUGCCCUGGACAGAGUGGCCAAAUUAAUGAAGGUCCCUGUAUAUGAGACUCCAGCUGGAUGGAGAUUCUUCUCAAAUCUGAUGGACUCUGGACGGUGUUCUUUGUGUGGGGAAGAAAGUUUUGGCACUGGCUCUGAUCACCUCCGAGAGAAAGAUGGCCUCUGGGCUGUCUUGGUCUGGCUCUCUGUCAUUGCUGCCCGGAAGCAGGGUGUGGAAGAAAUUGUCCGGGAUCACUGGGCCAAAUUUGGCCGCCACUACUAUUGCAGGUUUGACUAUGAGGGACUAGAGCCCAAGACAACAUAUUACAUCAUGAGGGACCUGGAAGCCCUGGUGACUGACAAGUCCUUCAUCGGCCAGCAGUUUGCUGUGGGGAGCCAGGUCUACAGUGUGGCCAAGACAGACAGCUUUGAAUACGUGGACCCUGUGGAUGGCUCUGUGACCAAGAAACAGGGCCUGAGGAUCAUUUUCUCAGAUAUGUCACGGCUCAUCUUCCGGCUCAGUUCCUCCAGCGGCGUGCGAGCCACCAUCAGACUGUAUGCAGAGAGCUAUGAGAGGGACCCCAGCGGUCACGACCAGGAGCCCCAGGCUGUGCUGAGUCCUCUCAUAGCCAUCGCGCUGAAAAUAUCCCAGAUUCAUGAGAGAACUGGCCGCAGGGGCCCCACUGUCAUCACCUGAGCUGAGGGAAGCUCACUCGCCAGGGCCCAGCGAGCUCCGCGGAGACAUAUCACCACGCCUUCAUGCUACCUGUUUGUGCCUCUUACGACAUCAAAAAAAAAAAAAAAAAAAAAGAUAAUUUGCUAGUGGGGGUUGGGAGGGGGGAAUAAAGAAAUCUGUUUUGUUCGGGUUCAGGUCAGUUCCUCCCAAUGCAACAGGGUCUUCAGUUGUCUCUUAAAGCUGCACUGUUUCACACACCAAGGAACCUAUCCUUUUGAGAAGGAAUAAGUGGGCCUGUACUCUAAGUUGUUGUGUCUAUGCAUUAUUGGUGCCAGGUGAGGAAAAGUUCUAACAUCAUAGAGGAAAGACAAGUGUCAAAAUUAAGCUGACCCUUGGCCAUAGGACGCCUGGGCACAUCGAAGUUACUCUUCAGCACGGAGGAGGAUUUCGCUUUUCCUUCCAGGCCAGGUCUUGCUUGAGGGCAAGUUGUGGAACUCCUAAUAGUGCAUGCACCUCAUGCCCGCUAAUCACAUGGUGACCCACUCUACCCCUGCCCACGCCCAGGCCCCUCACAUCUUCUAAAGCUUCCUACAACUCACAACAACACACUUUCUACAAAAAGCAUCAGAGGGUGUUUUGUCUUUAUUUGUGUACAUAAUGUUCUUUUGGCUGUUAGCAAGCUGCCUUUCUCCACAUUCAGCCAUUCACGAUGCAGGUGGGAAGCAGUAGUUGGCAAGACUCUGAAAGGAAUGCUGACCAUUUGUUGGGCCCUUUCUUAAUUAUAUUACGAGAAUUGCUUCUUGAAAAGGCAAAAUGCUACCUUGUCUGCUCUCUUUCUCUCUCUGACUUUUCUUGCUACCUUAUCUCCUAACAAAGGCCUACUUUAAUGCACUUGUUUGGACACAGUUCAGAUCUUAACAUGGCUGCAAAACCCAAAUGAAAUGCUUGUAAAAGUAGGGAAGGAAGUGGGUGCUGGAAGAAAACCUCACUGGUGGUACAGUUAGGAGACUGAGGAGUUGGAGGAGGAUGUGACCCCUGCUAUAAAGCGGAGGUUACAACUGGCGUUCUGUGCCAGGGAGAGGAUAUUGCAGUGCUAGCAGCCUCGUCUGCACUCAGCCAAAACACUCGGUGCAUGGGACCUGUUUGCAUGUUUUGCUUCCUUGGGAACGGCACUGUCAUUUACUGUGUCAUUGUGCAGAUGACAUGAUGUGCUGUGAUGGUUAAGCAAUACCUUAUUGCUGUAGUCAAGCGUAGUGCAAGCAGGGAAACAUUCCCAAGAAGAUACUCGUUUCCAUUUCCUAUCUAUGCUUCUGUCAGAAAGUUGCUAGGACAUUUAGUAACCAAUAAAAAGGAUUCCUAUU
Messenger RNA from Condylura cristata (star-nosed mole), 3241 nucleotides. RefSeq names its product phosphoglucomutase 5 (gene PGM5). Bases 198 to 1901 code for a protein of 567 amino acids. NCBI's taxonomy places the organism in Eukaryota, Metazoa, Chordata, Mammalia, Eulipotyphla, Talpidae. Gene Ontology annotation, molecular function: magnesium ion binding; phosphoglucomutase activity. The record is from RefSeq and is a predicted model, not a curated record. Gene Ontology annotation, cellular component: cell-substrate junction; cytosol; adherens junction. The transcript has 11 exons. Gene Ontology annotation, biological process: myofibril assembly; striated muscle tissue development; carbohydrate metabolic process.